AUGACCGGCGAUGCUGCCGGUACAACCAAACUCGGCAUCGACACGGCCACGCCACCCUCCGAGCAGCAACAACCUGCCCCCACUCCUCGCCCAACAUCGCCAGUGACAACCCCGCCAUAUUGGUCGCAUCAAAGAUCCUUCUCUAGUAUCUCGGUCGAUACGAUCGCGCCUGGCGCUAUAACUCUGCAAGACAACGACAACGGGGAGGAUGCAAAGAACAAGGCGUGCUGGGCAAAGAGCGUAUCUAUUGAGGAUUAUGUUGUCGUAAAUGGAAGUAGGACAGGCAUUGGGGCGUUUGUUGUCUGGAACAUCAAUGUAGAAACACUGCACGGCGGAUCUUUUCGAAUUCGAAAGCGCUUCUCAGAGUUCGACGAUCUCCGUAAUAAGCUGCUCCAAACCUUUCCCAAUUCCGUGGCUGCUAUGCCACCUCUACCGCCAAAGAGCGUUAUAUCAAAAUUCCGGCCCAGAUUUCUGGAAGAUCGCCGGGUGGGCUUGCAGUACUUCCUUAAUUGCAUACUGCUAAAUCCCGAGUUCUCUGGGUCGCCGGUUCUCAAAGAGUUCCUUUUCGAGUCCUAG
Molecule: messenger RNA, 576 nt
Organism: Amorphotheca resinae ATCC 22711
Lineage: Eukaryota; Fungi; Ascomycota; Leotiomycetes; Helotiales; Amorphothecaceae
Exons: 3
Coding region: 1-576 (191 amino acids)
Cellular component (GO): endosome
Molecular function (GO): phosphatidylinositol-3-phosphate binding
Source: RefSeq, a predicted model, not a curated record